AUGACCUCCCCUGCAAGUCCUGUCAGUCCCAGUACCAGUACUAUCAGCGAUAUGGAUGACUUUCCGGAUCCCCCAAGUCGUGUCUCCCUCGCAAAUGCAAAACUCACCCUUACCGAGCAUGCCAAAUCUCUCGAACAGCUUUCAAGCAAGAUCAACGAAGCAGAAGCUCAUCUUGCACAGAUUGUCCUCGAGGCUCAGUGCGCAAUCAACGAAAUGACCAGGGAAAGGUCUCUAAUUGAAGAAAAGAUUUCUCGAACCCAGUCGUAUCUUGCGCCCACUCGUCGGCUUCCAUCUGAGCUGCUCAGUUAUGUCUUUAACUGGUGCUUUCAGGAUCAUCCAUGUUGUGCUUGGAUUUUAGCAGCUGUAUGCAGGAAAUGGAGGAGAUUGGCUCUGAAUAUGCCCCGGAUUUGGUCAAAGAUCCGCCUUCUCACCACCCAACAUUCAUCUCCAGACAUCAUUAGGCUCUGGCUUGAACGUGCCGGUCCCACUGUCCCUCUCGACAUUGAAAUCUACCUUCGGGUUGUCAAAUCCUCACCUGAUGCAUCUCCGAAACCACGGAUCAGAAGCCGUCGUUCGACUUCCCCCACCUCGCCGGCUGCGUUAUUCUAUUCCGCUUGGUCCACUCACCAUCAAGUCCUUCCCGGUGGCGCUGGAAGUUCGGUUACCGGUCCCCCUGUCGCACAUUAUGUGAUUCCGCAUCCAUCCACUGCCCUACCCCCUGCUCACACGCCUCUGAUUGUCCCCUUCGCCUCACAACCUGUCACUCCCAUUCAUGACGGGUGGGAUCCCUGGAUUCCUUCCCCUCCACCCUCCUUUGCACACGUCAGUCUCAGUCACCGUGACAGACGCAACAACAAAUAUGACCGCAGUUCAGUCAACGGCCCGAGGAAUGGUAAUCAUUGGGGUUGGAUUGCCAUGUUUUAUCUCGUCGAACAGAUUCAACGAUGGGAACGUUUCGUUUUUAGGUUUGAUAAGCAUUUCAACUCGAUUGCGGCCCUGAGAUCUAUCAAUGGAGAUGCUCCAUUACUGAAGGAAUUCGAAGUGUCCUCUGCAGAACCGGCGUUGUACCAGGAAUGCUCGUGGCUACCCAACUUGAAUUUCCCAUCCGCCAAUCUGACUGGGUCUUCCUUGCAACAUGUUCCUGCCCUCCCUCAGCUUCAGAGCCUCACUCUCCAAAAUGCACCUUUCAAAUGGUCUUCACCCAUGUUUCAUACCAAUCUACAUACACUGAACCUCCGUGCACUUCCGAAUAGCCAACUCUCUCUGGAUCGCAUCUUUCACAUCCUCCAUGCAAACCGUAACUCUUUGAAACGUCUUUCACUUCACUUCCAAUCGGUUACCCAAACGGUCCUCCCACUUAACCCGCUCCUGUUACCCGAAUUGACAGAGUUCAACAUAGGAGGCCAUCACUACCUUUGCCAACUCGUCGAGAUACUAACUUUACCGAAUUUGGAAGAAUUUAAUACCGACAUCGAUGCAAGAGAUCCAAUCGAGGAUAUCAUAGCGGGCUUGUUGACGAGGAUGGGCCCCCUGAGCACGGGAAUCAAACACCUCAGUGUUGCUUAUGGAUACGGUUGUGGUAGAAGGGCCACAAAGGACGCCCAGCAACUUAGGGAGAAAGACGGAAAAAGCAGACUUUCCAAUUUAGAUUGCUCCCCGUCGUCAUCGUCUUAUCCAGCGAGUACCGGCUCUCCGUCAAGCCUUUACUACGGGACGGGCACAAUUGUAUCGUGGGCUUUUCUUACCGACAUGAACCAGCUGGAGAGCUUACGCGUAGGGGGUACACCCAUGGACACACUGCUCAGUGCUUUGGGUGCUCCAGAUGAUGACUUACUGUCUGGAUCUGCGGCUGCGGCGGGUGUGGCAGUUCCUGGGGGAACGACUAGCAAUAGUUGGCUCUGCCCCAACUUGUCAGAGGUGGCAAUGAAACAUUGUCAUGCACAUUCCGAAGGGAUUGGGAAACUUGUUCAGUUUGUGGACGCCAGGAAUCCAGAUACAAACGUGACUGGCACUGGUUCGGGAGCGAUGGUCGUCAACGGGGUGGCACCGACAAGGCUGGCCACUCUAGAGUUGUAUGAAUGUGCGGCAUUGGGGCCAGAUGUUUUGGAAUGGCUGAAGGGGAGGGUUGAAGACGUCCAGGUUUCUGAACUUCCGUACGAAAGAUCAUCGCUAAGUCCAUAUUAG
This is a messenger RNA of Marasmius oreades (fairy-ring Marasmius), 2184 nucleotides long. RefSeq lists its product as uncharacterized. The record is from RefSeq and is a predicted model, not a curated record. The transcript has 3 exons. Gene Ontology annotation, molecular function: protein binding. The coding region runs from base 1 to 2184 and encodes 727 amino acids. NCBI's taxonomy places the organism in Eukaryota, Fungi, Basidiomycota, Agaricomycetes, Agaricales, Marasmiaceae.